This is a messenger RNA of Antechinus flavipes (yellow-footed antechinus), 1899 nucleotides long. It is a transcript of the gene APEX2, whose product is annotated as apurinic/apyrimidinic endodeoxyribonuclease 2. The transcript is spliced from 6 exons. NCBI's taxonomy places the organism in Eukaryota, Metazoa, Chordata, Mammalia, Dasyuromorphia, Dasyuridae. The coding region runs from base 1 to 1677 and encodes 558 amino acids. Gene Ontology annotation, biological process: base-excision repair. Gene Ontology annotation, molecular function: DNA-(apurinic or apyrimidinic site) endonuclease activity; zinc ion binding; phosphoric diester hydrolase activity. The record is from RefSeq and is a predicted model, not a curated record. Gene Ontology annotation, cellular component: nucleus.
AUGCCAGCUCGGAGGUCCGGGAGAAAAGGUAAACCAAGACUGCCGCCGUCCCUCCCUCGCCACGCCUUCGCCACGCCCCUCCCUGGCGUCAACGGGCCCUCCCGAGUGCGCCUGCGCUUACGCCUGCGCCUGGCAAGCGGCCGGCCUCUCUUGUCCAAACGCUGGACCCCGCCGCGCCCCGCCCCAUCCUGCACCCGCGCUUCGCUGACGGAGAAAGCGCGGGGCGACAUGCGGCUGGUGAGCUGGAACAUAAAUGGGAUCCGGCGAUCGCCCGAGGCCCUGAGACGCCUGCUCGAUUCCCUGGGGGCCGAUGUGACCUGCCUACAGGAGACCCGAGUCACUCGGGACCUGCUGGAAGAGCCCCUGGCCAUCGUGGAGGGAUACAGCUCCUACUUUAGCUUCAGUCGAGGUCGCAGUGGCUACUCAGGUGUGGCCACCUUCUGUAAAAAUAACGCCACUCCAGGGGCAGCCGAGGAAGGCCUGACCAACCUCCUAACCAAUCACGAGGGUGCCGUGGGUGCCUAUGGGAACACAGAAGAGUUCACUGAAGAUGAGCUGCGGGCUCUGGACAGCGAAGGUCGGGCAGUUCUCACUCAGCACCGGAUACGCACUUCAGAUGGCCACGAGAAGACCUUGACGAUAAUCAACGUCUACUGCCCCCACGCGGACCCCGACAAGCCAGAACGAUUGACCUACAAGCUGCGUUUCUACCGACUCCUGCAGCUCCGAGCUGAAGCCCUCCUGCGGACGGGCAGCCACGUGAUCAUCCUGGGCGAUGUGAAUACCUCUCAUCGGCCUCUGGACCACUGUGACCCUACAGAUCUGGCGUGCUUUGAAGAGAACCCCGGGCGCCAGUGGCUCACCCAGUUCCUGUGGCGGCCUGACGGGGAGAGUGGGCUGUUCGUUGACAGUUUCCGUCACUUCCACCCGACCAAAGUCGGUGCCUUCACCUGCUGGUCAACCGCUACGGGGGCACGCCUCACUAACUAUGGUACCCGACUCGACUAUAUCCUCGGCGACAGAGCCCUGGUGCUGGGGGAGUUUGAGGACUCCUUCCUCAUGCCCGAGGUGGAGGGCUCAGACCACUGCCCCGUGGGGGCCACCCUGAGGGCCGAGCUCAUCCCGGCACCCCGAUGUCCCCCACUUUGUACCCGGUACCUGCCAGAGUUUGCUGGGCGACAGCAGAAACUCUCCCGGUUCCUGGUCAAAGUGGACCCCAACCUUCCGGGGCCCACUUCAGCCCAACCCCGAGAGGAAAAGAAUGGUGUCGGGGUGUCUAAAAAGGCCAAGAGAACCUGCGGGGACCCGGGCCAGGGCCAGCUGAGCCUCCUGAGGUUCUUCCAGGCAGGUCGUCCCCCAGAAAAAGCCCUCGUCGCCGGAGCCCAGGAGCCGGAGACCGAGCCGGCCGGCCAGGAUCCCGGGGGAGCGGCGCCCCUAGCCCCCGAGCCAGGCGAGGGCCAGGCAGCGUUUUGGAAGGCGGUUCUGAAAGGCCCCCCUCGUCCUCCUCUGUGCAAGGGCCACGGGGAGCCCUGCGUGCUGCGCACGGUGAGGAAAGCCGGGCCCAACUUUGGCCGGCAGUUCUACGUCUGUUCUCGGCCCGUAGGCCACAGUGGCAAUCCCGUUGCCCGUUGUGACUUCUUUCUGUGGGUCUCUGGCAAGACCCCAGCCCCUCACUGAGGGCUCCUUCUCGCUCCCUUGGCGGAGCACUCUCAGGUUACAGAGAUCACCGUGUUUUAGCGGCCAGUUGCCAAGGCUCUCCGAGGGACCCCAGAGCAGGUGUUAAUGGGACUAAAGGGAGUUGGGGGAAGGAAGGGAACUGCUGCUAACCUUGAGUUUGUUUUACUUAAAAAAAAAAAAAAAACACACCUAAUUUCAUAUUAAUAAAGUUUGGAUCUUUGA